This is a messenger RNA of Ziziphus jujuba (common jujube), 2385 nucleotides long. RefSeq lists its product as uncharacterized. The transcript has 10 exons. The coding region runs from base 138 to 1982 and encodes 614 amino acids. Gene Ontology annotation, cellular component: endoplasmic reticulum; Golgi apparatus. NCBI's taxonomy places the organism in Eukaryota, Viridiplantae, Streptophyta, Magnoliopsida, Rosales, Rhamnaceae. The record is from RefSeq and is a predicted model, not a curated record.
AUACCCUUUUUCCUCGUUUCGGUUUUGUUUUUUUUCCCCAUUUUCUUUCACCUAUCGCCUUUUAUUUUCUCUCCGUAGAAAGUGAGAGAAAAUUUUUAUUGAGCUUAAAAAAAAAUAAAAAAAAAAGAAGCAAAAUUAUGGAGGAAAAGCAUGUAGCUUUCGAAUCGAACACCAACGAGGAGCAAGAAAACAACAACAACAACAAUCCCACAAUCGCUCACGGGAACAGUAACGGAAGCAGUGGUGGUGGUGACCAUGGAUGGCAGAAGGUGACGUAUGCAAAGCGUCAGAGGAAAAUCAAACCCUCUGCGACUUCAUCAGAUUCCGUUUCGAAUCGCAAUAAACUUGUCGGAAAUGGUGCCGUCGACGGCGCAGAUAACGUUUUCCGAUCGCUGGAACAGCAAUCUGAGGACCGACGCCGGAGAAUUCUCGAAGCUCAGAGGACCGCCGCCGCCAAUGACGUCGCUUCCGCUGUUAGUGCUGCGGUCAGAUCGAAGCACCGGUCGGAUUAUGAUGACGACGAGGAUAGCGAGACGGAAGCCGUUGUAGAGAAUGGGAAGGUCGAGGAGGAGAAGAAGGUGAAACAGAAGAAGCCGAAGAAACCUAAGGUUACGGUGGCUGAGGCGGCGGCGAAGAUCGAUGCGAACGAUCUCUCGGCCUUUCUCGUUGAUAUAUCGACAUCGUACGAAUCGCAACAAGAUAUACAGCUGAUGCGGUUCGCCGAUUAUUUCGGCCGAGCAUUCUCGGCGGUGAGCGCUGCUCAGUUUCCUUGGGUGAAGAUGUUUAGGGAGUCAUCAGUGGCCAAGAUUGCGGAUAUCCCUCUGUCCCAUAUAUCUGAUGCUGUUUAUAAGACUGCAGUUGACUGGGUCAACCGGCACUCCCUUGAGGCACUUGUAUCUUUUGUAUUAUGGUGUUUAGAAAGCAUACUCACUGACCUUUCAAGCCAGCAAGCUAGUGCCAAAGGCUCUAAAAAGGGUGUACAACAUGUGUCAUCAAAAUCUCAGGUUGCAAUGUUUGUUGUAAUAGCAAUGGUGUUGCGAAGAAAACCUGAUGUCUUAGCUCAUUUAGUGCCAACAUUGAGAGAAGAUUCAAAGUAUCAAGGACAAGAUAAGCUUCCAGUUAUUGUGUGGAUGGUAGUUCAGGCCUCUCAGGGAGAUUUGGCUGUAGGAUUGUAUGCAUGGUCACGCAAUCUCUUGCCUUUGGUCAGUGGUAAAGGUAGCAAUCCUCAGUCCAGAGAUCUGGUUUUACAGCUAGUUGAGAGGAUUUUGUCAGCCCCAAAAGCGCGCACCAUUUUGGUAAAUGGUGCUGUCAGGAAGGGGGAGCGUUUGGUGCCACCACCUGCAUUUGAGACACUAGUUCGAGCCACCUUCCCCGCAUCUUCAGCCAGAGUAAAGGCUACAGAGAGGUUUGAGGUCGUAUAUCCCACCCUAAAAGAGGUGGCUCUGGCUGGCUCCCUAGGAAGCAAAGCAAUGAAACAAGUUUCACAGCAGAUACUAAGUUUUGCUAUUAAAGCAGCUGGUGAAAGCAUUCCUGAGUUAGCCAAUGAAGCAUCUGAAAUUUUUAUUUGGUGCUUGACCCAAAAUGCUGAUUGUUACAAGCAGUGGGACAAGAUUUAUCAGAACAACCUAGAAGCAAGUGUAUCUGUUCUGAAGAAGCUUACUGAGCAAUGGAAAGACCUAUCAGGAAAACUGACCCCUGUUGAUCCCUUGAGGGAAACAUUGAAGAGUUUUAGGCACAAGAAUGAGAGGGCAUUAGCUGGUGGGGCUGAUUCUGCUGCUGCUGCUCAACAAGCACUCCUCAAGGAUGCAGACAAGUAUUGCAAAGGGCUAUUGGGAAAGGUAUCGCGUGGAAAUGGGUGCUUGAAAAGCAUGGCUUUUGUUAUCGUUGCUCUGGGUGUUGGUGCUGCUGUCUUGUCGCCAAACAUGGAGUCUUGGGAUUUUAAGAAACUGUCUGUGGCGUUCAGUACUCUGAAGUCAUUUUGAAGCAGUGAUUUUAACCAUAUAUAUUAGGAGAGACACCAGUGAGCGUUGCAAGGUAUCGGUUUGUUUCUCUUGCAGUUUCUAGCAGGGGCAGAGUUAGAACCUAUUUUGCCCCCUCUAAUAAGGUUUGGCAGAGAGAACGAGAAGUUGUUUUAUACCUUCCCCCCCCCCCCCCCCCCCCCCUUAAAUUUUAGUGCUUAAUCCAGCUUGAAGGUUUUCAUUACGUUUCGAGCCGUUUAGGACUUUUUUUUAAAAUUUUUUAAUUGUUUCUGUACUUUUUGAUCUCUUUUCGAAGUCCCUUAAGUUAUUCACCUUCACAUCUACACUACCCGGUAAAACAUAAAAGAGAUCGAUACAAUUGUAGUUGUGGGAUUAGUAUUUAAAUCCAAAAGGAAUGUUAUGAUAA